Molecule: messenger RNA, 8137 nt
Organism: Pocillopora meandrina
Lineage: Eukaryota; Metazoa; Cnidaria; Anthozoa; Scleractinia; Pocilloporidae
Source: the annotation of a GenBank genome assembly
UUUCAGUAGUUUUCUUUGGACAUAAUUGAAAGUCAUUCUGGUUUCUUACCUUACUACAAAUUUGCAAAAUAGUAAAUCUCCACCCUAUUAAUUCAUUCACGUCCUCUCAAUUGUCAUCUAAUCGCUUAUUUCCCGUGACUUCAAUGUGGGUUUAUAUUUCUGCAAACAUUCUGAACUCGAGAUCGACCCAUCGUGUCUUUCGCCGGUGCCAUAUCAGAGAAGUUGUACUUCUCUUAGUUCGGUUUGACGAUGGUGCCUGCUGACUUCUCAGACUGGAGGAAUAUUGAGUUGCAGAACAGAAAAAGAAGGAGAUGCUGUAGUGUACGGUGUCUUAAAGCGCCCAUGCACAUGUUUACAUUCUUUUAUUGGGUAAGUUAAGCUUUAAGAGCAUUGCAGCACUUAACAUGACUAUCGGACACGAAUGCGAUUCAUUCUAAAUCAGUAAACAGGCACCAAUGGUCCGCUUUGUGCGAUUCCUGCGGAAAAACCCCGACAGAAUUUCAAAUAAUAAAGAAAAUAAAUUAUAGAUGGCAAAUCUGUAACUUCUAAAUCGGCUGCUGUCCCGCCAGAUGCUAGAUGUUUGAUUACUAUGACUUCGUUAUCCACCCGCGCUCGUUUAGCUAUUAAUGAAGUUAUUAGCUCGUGUUUGUUUUGACGAUUUGGAGGCUAAGAACUCCUAUAGGUUACGUGAAAUAUUCCAAGCUUUGUUGUCCAGCUCAUUAGAAUCUCCUAAUGUUAAUGUACCACUUGGAUGGAAAAAACUUAAUGUUCCAUACGGCAAUACUUGAAAUUCCUUGCAUGAAUCAUGUUUCCACCUUCCUAGCUUACAAACAUGAUUUCAACGCCCACAGGAAGCGUAUUUCAAUCUGGUUGUUUUGUGCUGAGUAUGUGAUAUAACUCAUUCUCUGAUUUCUUUCUUUCUUUUCCUUUUUUGACGUCGAUGUUUUCCUAAAUUGUAGCAAAAUUGUUAUUGUACACGAUAAGCUAAGGAGUUCUAAUUGCGUGAUGGUAUGAUGUACUGUUUGUGUUUAUCAUGGGUGUUGAUAAAUCACUCGCCUCUAAGUAUCUUGUCGUCAGACGAUGGAAAUAUUAAACUUUCCGUAUUAACAAGCACCGGAAACCGUCGGCUCCAAAAGUUUUGAGACAAAUAUCGAUCCUUGUAAGAUUAGUGUUUCUUCGUUCGAGUAGCAGAAAUUCACUUCCGCGAACUUUUAUCCUCUCACGCUGUGGACAGAAUUACAUGUUGUCUUGCAAGGAGAGGUGAUUCCUUUUAAGUCUAUCCGCCAUACUUUUACUUCACUUUUAUUGAACCUGUUGUGAACUUUUAUCCUUUCACGGUGCGGACAGAAUUGCAUGUUUUCUCGCAAGGAGAGGCGAUUCUUUGUAAGGUUGUCCGUCUAUCUUUACUUCACGAUUGAUGAACCUUUUUUUCGAAGAGUGGAAUGGUCAGAAAGGUUUGAUGUUCAAAUCGAAUUUUAAAAAAAUAGAAAAAAAAAUGUAAAAUAGAAAAGCUGGACUGGAAAUUUUCCCCAAAUCAUACCGAAAUUUUGUUCAAGGUAAAGUUCACCCUGAGCUAUGAAACCGAAUUCAAGAGAAAUAUUUCUGAAUCGAGACAUGACCUUUGUCAAGAUCUUUUAAUUGAAUUUCCUUAGUAUUGUAGUCCAGCUAAACAAUCUGGCUAAAGUUAUACAUUCCUUAUGGAUGUCAAGAGUUCGCCAGUCAUAACACGUCUCCGGUCCAUUUAGUUGUCCGACUAUGAUUAUGAAAAGAGCUAAAAUGCACCAGAGAAAUUUGUAAACUAAUGAGGAUGUGCUUUGUUAUAUGUUCAGGACAAUUUGAUAUACAAAGAAUUUCCGACAGUGGCUAAUCUUAGAAAACUGAAAUGCUCCUUAGUUUUAUACGUAUAUACAGCAACUUUUAGAAAUGAAUAACUAGACAGCCCUCUCUCAAAGUUAAAUCAUUUGUAGAGCUUAAUUAUUUUACAUCUCUACGUAAACUUAGAGUAGAAGUUCUGUUAUACACGCUUGUAUUUUCAUUCUAAUUCUUCCUCUUGAUUACCACAUAAUUAAUUUCGUUGUCUAAUCUAAUUAAAAGACGUAAGAUGUUUAUUUUCGCGGCCAGUUGAAAACCGGCAAAUUAAGUUGAAGUCACCGCGGAUAAAAUGGGUGUGACAAGACUCAAAGUAGGACAAUUUUAAACGUCUUGUCUGCUUGACAAGAUCCCAUAAUAAAACUUCUGACCGAAUUCGAUCAUAUUUCUUGGUGAAUAAAUUGGAUUUUUUUUAUAUUAUGACAACAGUAAUAAGGGAAAACGGAGAACUUAACAAACCACCACUCGAACUAAGAAAACUAGAAAACUAGACGUUUAUGGUUGGCAUCGUAAAGAUUUUGCUUUCCGGUUCAGUCUAUGGAAUGACGUGAAACAAAACGACCAUAUUUGGACCUGAAAUGGUCAAUGAUGCAAUUACGAUGCACAAAAGUCUCAUUUCCUUGCUACAGUCGAAACUGUAUUAAGCGGAUGACUGUCAAAGUCCCGAAAUGUUUCCUGUAUCCAGCGGUCACAUUUAAUUGAGCGAUCAUGAUCACCCUUUACUGAGUCCCAACGGCCUCUUUGCAUCGUUUUCCAACUGUACUGCACGGUCCCUUAAACGGAACAAUCAAAUAAAAUUAAUCUUUCAAGUACAAUUUAAUCCGUUUUUCUCUCCCGAAAUCAAUGUUAGUGGUAUUUUUGAGCGAGUUUUUGUACAUUAAGUGGCCAAUAUGGCAUCAAAUGGUGUUUUCUUGUUUUUUAUUAUACCGUAUUCUGUGGAACCUGUUUUCAACGGUCAACCUGUUUUUAGCGGUCAUCCCUCCAUUCUCCGGCUGACUGCUUAAAACAGGUUCGACUGUAUUUAUCUGAAAAAUUUUGUACUUGGUCUACAAGACAAACUGACCGCAUUUAUAUUCCAUCUUCUGUAAAUUAAUACAAAACACUCUUUAUGGAUGCUCAAAAGUGUAAGUAUGUAUGAAAAUUCAAUCUCUCAGUUGAGUGGCGUGGCCCUGGUGGUAGUGGGAGCCUGGACACUGUUGUUUGAGAGCCGGUACAAUGUACUUCUGGGAAGCUCGUGGUUUCUAAUAAUAGUAGGUCUUAUGAUUGGUACUGGAGGUCUCAUCAUGAUUGUAUGCAUCUGUGGCUGCUAUGGGAUUGUCAAAGAACACAGAUAUUCGCUUAUUUCGGUAAGUAGCAUUUCUAAAUCUGCUGACAUAUAUUUAUAGAAUCCUACAAUGUGUUCAGUCUGCAUACCACGGACUGACUGGCGUAUUUCCUUGAGCUCCUCUUGCCAUUUUCUGUGGCAUGAAGGGACUAAGAGUACCCCUACGCUUCUAAGAGGUGAUGCUAGUUGAUUGCAGCUAACCCCAGCCGUUUGUGUGAUUGUCUUGACAGCUCACUGUAGCUGGUCCUCUCCUACACACCAGGGUGGAUGAAGGUCUAUUUAGAGUACAGCGUCUUCCUCCAAAACACAGUGACCCUGAUUAAGGCUAAAAUGUGAUGACUAUUUUCACUCAAGUUUGUUGGGUUCGUAAAGCAAAUGAGAUGCCACACGAGUGUGAACUGAAUCGCUCAUUAAUAGACCCAAACGAGCAAGUUUGUCGCUACACGAGCGUAUCUUCGCCCGCGAGAAAGUUUUUGGCCCUGAGUAAAGUGAGCUGGUGAGAGGUCUGGUAGACCUCUUGCCAGCCAGGCUGAAACAGACAUGCGUACACUACAAUUCGAAGGCCUACGUUUCGCGUUGUGUACGUCAUUUAAAUCCGUUUUUCAAUAGACAGUUGAAUACCCCGUCGUUGUCUGAAUUAGGGAGUUUAAGAAACGACGACGGCGACACCGAGGACAACGUCAAUUAAAAAAUGAACUUGCAUUUUACCUACGAAUCUCGCGAUACUCUUAAGUCAUUUAGUUUGUUUCUCAAUGUCAAAAUUAGCUCGAAACUGAAUAUGGAACACGUACAACGUUACGUUAGAAAGAGACAUUUUGAAAAAAGCCGUCGUCGUUCACAUUCUCUAGACAACGUAAAGUUUGGUCAUUUCACGCUUUUUUUUUUUUUUUAGAGGACGCAAAAAAAUUUGCGAAGAUUUAUGAUGCACGUGCACAGUUAUUGUUCUGCUUAUUGAACCUUUUGUUUAGUGAAGUUUCCGUGGUCGUUUCCGUCUUGGUUUUCUUAAAUUCCCUGAUAUUGACUACAGUAAAUGGUUAAACCCGGGAGUAAGAUGAAAUAGUGUAUUUUGAUCGUCCGGGUGAUUGUAGUCCUGAGAAGGGUGAUUGACGUUUCGACAACCUGAACGGAAGUCAUCACCAAAAGUCAUCAUCAGAGGUCCUCAUCACUUUGAUGAUGACUUCCGCUCAGGUUGUCGAAACGUCAGUCACCACUACGGACAACAGUCCUUCUCGGAACUUCACUCACCCAGACGAUCAAACUACACUAUUACACCUAAUAUUGACUGUCCUUAGGUCUCCAUACACUGAAUUUGAGUACCAAUAUUACUCUAUACUUGGUUCGCCUGCAUUAGCUAUUGCUGUUCCCAGUUGUAAAGUUUUAAUCUCUUUUACAGUUUCUGAUCUUGUUGACGUUGAUCUUUAUAAUCGAAUGUUCAAUCGGAGUUGCAGCAUUCGUACACCGAUCUUAUGUAAGUACAGUUGUGCUUAUCCGCGAUUUCAAUAACUGUUCAGUAUUUUGACCUCUAAUGCCAGUUUAUGUCCAUCUCUCUCUCUUUUUCGAUCUAAGGGUCUCGACUUAUUUCGUUGGAAUCAAACAAAUUUGCAGGCAAAUUUUACGGCCCAAAAUCUCCAGGCUGCUUUAUAUGACAAUGUAAGCUGGCAUGCUAUUAUUGACGAAGGCAACACGGUGUCACAGUUACAUGCGGAUUCAGCGAAAAAAUAUUGUUACUUACAGUCAUUGGAAAACCACUGCUAAUCGGCCACUUUUUAAAUAGGUUUUGACAAGAAAGAAUUCUGAAUUUAUAUUCUUAUAAUUUUUUAAUAUUUGUGUUGUUUUCUGUUUUUGCCAGAUUGAAGAGAAUUUAGAUAAAUCCGCGCUUGAUCGAAUGAAUGAGUAUGGAACCUCAGAUGCUGUAAGGGAUUCCUUUGACGAUCUUCAACAAAGGGUAAGGAAGAUCAAUAUUUUAGUUAUCAGCACAGGUCGAGGGAAAAGAUACAGUUAAAUUCAUUUGUCGCCUCUUGGAAAAAAAAAAUGAUACCGGACAAAGAUUUCAUAAGGAGCCGAUGAGAACCUAAGGCAAAUCAGUAAAUAUAGCUGCCUCAAGCGCGCAAAGAGAGAGUGGACAGAUCACGACAGUUUCAGUUUUGCUUCUGAUUGGUCAGUAAGAUGGCAUGAGUUUUCAAGACCGAUUGUAAAACGUAGUUUGCAUGUAAUCCCGAGUUACAUUGGACACCGUGUGAGAUAGUCCUUAGCAUGACUGACACGGGCCAGGUUUGCCGCUGAGGAUCAGAGAAGUCAAAAGCUCAUCGCACUGGGAAAAAGAAGAACGGUUAUACAGUGGUGAACUUAAAUUUCAGUCAAAAUCCAGGGAAUAGUGUCAUUUUUCGACCAAUAAGCUUCAAAAUUACGACUUUCCAUUUUCUAUGAACUUUUUCUACAUCUUUGGUUCAGGUUAACAGUGGCGUUACCCAAGUGAUAUUAACUUUUUGUGUCUGCCAUUAGCCGAUGAUUUUUUAGUAUCCUUUCUUCAGCAUAUGUGUUGUGGUAGUAGCAGCUAUUCGACGUGGAGCAACACAGCUUGGAAACAAAUGACUGAAAACCAGAAUUUGUCAGUGCCAGAUUCGUGUUGCAAGACAAUUACACCUGCCUGUGGAAAGAGGGACCACCCCUCUAAUAUAUACCAUGAGGUACUAUACCAUCACUGGUAUUGUCUUGCCAGCCGAUAAGUUUUAGCCUACUAAUCAAAUUUUAUGGAAGUUUAUUGCCUGUAGAUAAAUACUACACGUUCAACGCCACAAAAUGAAUGCAACUAUUCGCCGUGUAGACGAAUAUUUAGAUGUAAAGAUUUGUAGAUGUGAUUUGACUGAAAAUAAUUAAUUAAUGCAAAUAUCUAAGUACAAAUGUAACGAAAACAAGAAAAACGACAAAGCUACAUGAAAUAGAAACGAACUUACAAUUUGUGGCGUAACCAGGUCCGAUAGUCAAAAGCAACACGGCGCUGGCAAAAACUAACGAAAGACUAUGUUGAAAUCAACUGGUAAUGAGAAUUAUGUAACGAAAACAACGAGCAUACUGACAAGAAAUAAAUCGCCAUUGGAGUUACGUUAUUCUUACAUAACCUCAUCCAUAAAACGCAAACUUAACUGAAUAGAAACAGAACAUCACAAUAGUAGUACAAUAGAAAGGAUAAUGAUAUAAAAUAAUUUCGCAGUCGCUUGAAAAUAAUUAGAAAUACAAAUCUUUGUUGCUGUACUAUCGUUUUCUGGUUUCACACUCUGAUUUCCCAAUUGGUUCUUGGGUAUCUCUGUUCGACUGUCAAAAAAAAUUUUGGUUCUCUUCGCUUGCAAAAGCUGAAUCCACGUAUACUAUAGGAAUAUCCUCUCUGUUAUAACUAACAAGGUUUGUUGUUUCUUUCGCUUACAGGGUUGCAUUUUAAAGUUAAGCGAGUUUUUUCGGGAGCAUGUGUUUAUUCUGGGAUUCAUAGCAUUGGUUCUAAGCGCUGUCCAGGUAAUCAGGAAAGCAUUCACUUGUAAAUAACUUUACCUAUUCUGGUAUAACUUGACAACGAGGAAAUUUUUCAUAAACGAGGGCGAGUAUUUCAUCACGGUUUCUAAACAUGAGGAAACUGAUAAAGGCCGAGUGCUUUACCUAUGGCGGGGCUCCUGUGUACUUCUACUCUCAGAAGGUGGAGGGAGGGGGCACGAAUUGCGUGGCUCGGGGUUGAAACUAGAAAAUCCAAGUGUAACGUGCUAGAAUUAGGCAUCAUCGUACCUCUCACUGGCUUACCUGUUUUGUUUCGUUUUGUUUUCUUGUUUUCUUUCUCAUUGCAGUUAACUGGGAUCAUUCUCUCCUCGUGUAUGAUCCGCUUGGUGGAAUACUGAUGAAUGGUUUACGGCUAACAGCUACCAUGAACCUACCAUGAAUACCAGAGCACGACUGAAUAAACUUCAUUAUUUGCCGAACUGUUGCGAUGUCUACAAUAACAACAUCAUCGAUAUAUGCAAACAAUUAGCUAUUCAAUACUUUAUUAAAUUAAAUAUUUACCAAGAGAAGCUUGUUCGUCACUUUGUGCCCGGGACCACUGGCAGACGGGAGUUGGGGAGAGUGAGACUUGGAGUGUUGGGAGCUUCAGUACAAAAGGCUGAUCUCUGAGGACACGACUUCAAAUGACGUGCCUUCCUCAAGUCAAAUCCGAUGCCAUCAUCGUCAUCAUCAUAAUCAUCAUCAUCAUCAUUUUAACCAUAUUUCUCCGAGUUUGAGCAUAGGUCAGUAAUCGCACACGAUUCUGAGUCAUUUUUGUUGCUCUGUCUUGUGUACGCAACGGUCCUCUAUGUCCACAAAUUAAAUUCAUGAUAAAACUUAAGAGUAUUAUAUCUUCCAAAUUUAUCACUAAACGUCGUGGUACAUCUUGAAUCUUCCCUGGAUCAGUACACAAACUGAUGACUCUAAUCGUGUUUCGGAUUAAAACGCACACUGUUUAUUACAGAACAAGUUGUUAAGUCUUGCGAACCUGAUGGCUCUUUGCUGCCAGAUCUGAUCCUGGUGUCCGUCACAUGAAGCCACCGCAUGGAGUGUAGUUACUCCUCCUGGACAGGAAAGCUACCAUAUUACUCCAUACCGAGUAACUCCCAGCUCCUUUUCAAGUCUUCUUAACAGUUUGCCGGCGCUCAUCUAUAGUCCCUGGUGACAAGAAGCACUCUGAGAGUUCAAGAAAUAGCCAUAAACUUAAUAUACCUUAUUCACUUUAUUAUUUUAACUUUUCUUAACUAAUGAUAUGUUGUGUGAACAGCCUUUUCUCAUAUUUUCUUUUGUACUGAUAUAUAUGCAAAAAAUUCAGCCUGUUCACUGAUUGAGAACACGUCCAUUAAACCCAAUUAUUAUACAUUAGACUUACUAUGAAAACAUUCAUUGGUCGAGAGCAUACAAUCAAUAUAUAGUAGCAUG